CAGAUUUCCUUCAAGCAUUUUCUGUAAUGGCACCCAAAGCAGAGAAAAAACCAGCAGAGAAGAAACCCGCUGAAGAGAAGAAAGCAGAGAAAGCACCAGCAGAGAAGAAACCCAGAGCCAAGAAGAAGUUACCAAGCAAGGAUGCUUCAACAGCAGAUAAGAAGAAGAAAAAAUCAAAGAAAUCUGUUGAGACUUACAAGAUCUACAUCUUCAAAGUUCUGAAACAAGUUCAUCCUGAUAUUGGUAUUUCUAGCAAAGCUAUGGGAAUCAUGAACAGUUUCAUUAAUGAUAUCUUUGAGAAACUUGCUGCUGAAUCAUCCAGAUUAGCAAGGUAUAACAAGAAACCAACUAUUACUUCUCGAGAGAUUCAAAUUGCUGUUCGUCUUGUUCUUCCUGGUGAAUUAGCUAAACAUGCUGUUUCUGAGGGUACUAAAGCUGUUACUAAGUUUACUAGUUCUUAA
This is a messenger RNA of Papaver somniferum (opium poppy), 461 nucleotides long. Its product is annotated as histone H2B.7-like. Bases 27 to 461 code for a protein of 144 amino acids. Gene Ontology annotation, molecular function: structural constituent of chromatin; DNA binding; protein heterodimerization activity. Gene Ontology annotation, cellular component: nucleosome. NCBI's taxonomy places the organism in Eukaryota, Viridiplantae, Streptophyta, Magnoliopsida, Ranunculales, Papaveraceae. The record is from RefSeq and is a predicted model, not a curated record. The transcript has a single exon. Gene Ontology annotation, biological process: nucleosome assembly.